AACCCUGCAGAUCAUUGAACUACCAGGAGCAGAGGUGCUCGUAGAUGACAAGAACACGCUACACUUUCAAGAAGGCUCCUUACUCAGCAAGUCGCUUCUUGCCUUCUCUCAAGUGGUAAAUAAUCUGGCCAGUUCACCCAUGCCGGACAGAGUUAUUAACUACAGUGAAUCCAAACUAACUCAGCUGACACAAGAUGCUUUUGGAGGGAACUGCAAGACUCGGAUUAUUUGUUGCCUGCCACCUAAACCGGAAACCCAGCGCCUUUCUGCCGUCUUGCGGACAUGUGCUACGCUUUCCCAAGUGAAAAACUUCCCUGUGUUAAACGACCACUUUGUUGAGUCACUGUUGACCCAGUACCGGGCACGGAUUUUGGCCCUCCAGGCUGGAGAGGAUAUGGGCACCAAGGCGGGGAGUGACAAGACCAAUACCCUCAAGGAUCAAAUUCGUCGACUGAGCAAUGAAAACGUGCAUCUUCGUGACAAGAACGAACGCUUGUACAACAAGCUGGGAGAUCUCCAGGGGAAGAUGGGGCAGCUGGCUGGGUCGAAGACCGAUCUCUCAUCCAAACUCGUCUUCAGCGAGGAAGAGAAACUGAAGAUUUCCAAAGAUCUGAUCGAUCUGCAAAUCCAGACAAACAAGAUUCGGGAACAAUAUGAAGCAGAGAACUUUGAACUGAAGAAUAAGAUUUUAAUUCUUGAAAACAGAACAAUGGAACUGGAAGGGCAGAAGAACAAAUGUCUGAACGAAUACGAGGUGGCAAGGAACCACCUGAAGGCACUCGAGAAAAAUCGGCAGGAACUAGCCGAUGAAUAUGUUGCUCUGAAGAGCAAUUAUACAACACUGAGUAAACGGUAUGAAAAGGAGGUUGCAAGGAAUGAUGAGCUGAGCAUGGAACUCCUGAACUUGGCCAAUUCCAGGAACUCCCUUAUCAAGGACCAGGACCAGCACGUGAAAACCAGAGCCAUUUACGAUGAGGCUGCCGUGGAGUUAAGCAGAGUGAAGGAUCUUGUGGCCAGACUCAGCAGUCAGAAGUUGUUAGGUAACCAGGAUCAGAUCAAAGACCAAAUAGACGUAAUGAAGCUAACCUACGAGAAGCAGCAAAAUGCAAUGGAAGAACGAAUUGUAAAGAUGGGCAAAGAACUUCAAGAGGCCAAAAGAGCUAUUAGAAACACACAACACAAACUGGCAGAGCAAACAGUGGCAUUGCUCGGUUCCCAGAGUCACGUGAAGGAGGUGGAAAGUGAGAACUCUCAGCUGCAGCUGCGCCUGAAAGAACUGAAUGAAGAAUACCGCAUGCGGCUUGUCCGCUACAUCGAAGAUGUAACAGACUACGUGGAUAGUUCAGGGAAACCGGGCAAUGACAACACCAAACCCUCAGCUGACCCGCCGCACCUGAAGAGGUUUGUGGAUAACAUGCUCAAGGACAUGCGAUCUGCCUACAGAUCUCGAGAAGAACAGUUGGCUACGGCAGCCAGGAACUACAAGAAAAGGAUGCAGAACGUCUUCAAGAAGCACGAACAUCUCCUGAUCGCUUACAGAAUGCAGCGGGAACAGAUUUUAUCAUUGGGCAACAAGGACCUGGAUCCUGGCCCUUCAGAGAUAACUUUUGUGGUCACCGACAGUGAACUAUUGAACAGUCAUAGUCAGGAGCUGAACCGCUUACGUGAGGAUAAAGCUCGUCUGGAAGCUCAAGUCCGGGAACUCCAGGAGAAGAUAAGGCUGGGUGGGAGCUCUGUGCUGACCAUGCCUUCCUUGACGCUGGAAACAGGUGGCAAUUUUGAUAAUGAACGCUGGAGCGAACUAAGGAAACAGCUGAGAGAGUUUACAUUUGCAACACAGGAAGAACUGGAACGCGAGCGUGCACAGUUGUAUUCACGGGUCACCAUCGCAGAGGAGCAGUUGGCCGAACUACAGGAGUAUGUGGACAAGCACCUGGGCAGGUACAAGCAGGAAAUUACGCACCUCAGGAAACUUGUUGGGACUGAAGAAUCGAGAGGUCUACGCUAACAGCUCCAGUAUUUAGUUCAUCCAUAGAAAUUACACCAGUUCUCAGGUCCUCAACUCUGAAAAACAGUAAAGUAACUCCUAAUAUU
This is a messenger RNA of Amblyraja radiata (thorny skate), 2094 nucleotides long. It is a transcript of the gene ccdc78, whose product is annotated as coiled-coil domain containing 78. The coding region runs from base 140 to 2008 and encodes 622 amino acids. The transcript is spliced from 16 exons. Gene Ontology annotation, cellular component: cytoplasm. The record is from RefSeq and is a predicted model, not a curated record. Lineage: Eukaryota; Metazoa; Chordata; Chondrichthyes; Rajiformes; Rajidae. Gene Ontology annotation, biological process: microtubule-based movement. Gene Ontology annotation, molecular function: ATP binding; microtubule binding; microtubule motor activity.